This is a messenger RNA of Mercenaria mercenaria, 1202 nucleotides long. RefSeq names its product single-pass membrane and coiled-coil domain-containing protein 3-like. NCBI's taxonomy places the organism in Eukaryota, Metazoa, Mollusca, Bivalvia, Venerida, Veneridae. The transcript has 2 exons. Bases 159 to 830 code for a protein of 223 amino acids. The record is from RefSeq and is a predicted model, not a curated record.
UAUCGUAGGGUAUAUCGUGAAAAUGAAGAAACACAACUUGUUUUAGUUAUGCCUAAGUAUGCCCGCCUACGUGGAAAAUGACAAUUUAAAUACUGGACCGGCGGUAAAAGUUGUGCAGAGGAUUCCUAUCUUUUGAGAAAGGAUAAACACAAAGCAGUAUGGGAGUAUUUGAAGAUCUAUUUUAUCCAGAUAAUCCAAAGAGGAGGGCUAAGCUGGAACAGAAUAUAGGCGCUCUCUAUAAUAAUCUUACCAUAGAUGUAAAGGCAACUAAUGACCUUGUUGAUAUCAUCAAUACUCAUUUACACCAAAAUAUCACACAUGUGGAAAUCAACAACAACGACACGAUCAAAGCAAACGCCCAGCGUAUCGUUGACUGCGUCAACGCCAUAAACAAGGUCAUCAAAGAAAAAGUUGAAGAGAUAAAAACCAAGCUUGAUCCCGAAAUAUUUAAAAAGCUAAUGGAUGUUACAGUUUCAUUUGAAGACAAGAUCAAAAUUGCUGAAGACGUAGAAGAGUCUCUUAUCUCCAUUGGAGGCGUGGUUGGAUUACUGUCUUCAACAACAAUUGCGGGGAUGGAUUUCCUAGAAAAUGUCGUUGAAGUGGUCGGUGAGACAGCAACCUCCGCCUUUGCUGCAAUAGGAGUUGGAGUCUUGCUCUUUGGAAUUGAAUUGAUAGCUGAGGCAAUAAUUGGAGCCAUCGAAAGAGCUAAAUUGAUUGAAGAGAUCGACAUAACAGAGAAAUGUGUCGAGAGCAUGCAGAAAAUGACGGCGCCCUAUAUAGAAAAUGUUGAAGAAAUUAAAGUUAGAAUUGAGAUGAUCCCAUCAAAAUAGAGCAAUUUGGAUAUUUUUGGAAGAAAUUUACACUUUCUGAACACAAUCAAGAAACGUAACUUUUCAGACUUUCCUAACAUGUAAAACUAUACCAAUGCUUUUUGUUUAUUUAGUAAAAAAUUUAAAUCAAACUGAGAAAACAAUGAAUAAUAUUAUAUCUUUUUCAACUAACCGAACAAUUGUUUUAUCUUAUUAAAUGAUAAACUGUAUGGAAUAUAUACAAGGUACACAAAUAGAGUGUACGUUCUCUUAAUUACUGUCAUAAUAGCGUGUCCAGUUCGCAAUGUUAUUUCAAUCAUGGUCAUUAACAAAACCUGUUACAAUUCUGUAUUAAUGAUGUACCUAUAUCUAGAAUAAACAGUCUAAAAAGCA